CAGGAGAAAAAUACUCUGAAAAAACCCCGGAAAAACGCGAAGGCAGAGUCUCUGCAAGUCCUCCGCCAACCCCCAUCUAUCCCCGUCCCGUCCCGGAUCCACACCACCGCCGCGAUGCCGGCGUUCAAGGCCCCGGCGCCGGGCUUCUCCGUCCGCUUCAGCCCGUUCCACGAAAACCGCCUCCUCGCCGCCACAUCGCAGCACUUCGGCCUCGUCGGCAACGGCCACCUCCUCGUCCUCGACCUCUCCGCCGCCGGCCCCGGCGGCCCCGGCCUGGCUCCGCUCUUCUCCUUCCCCACCUCCGACGCGCUCUUCGACUGCGCCUGGUCCGAGUCGCACGACUCCCUCUGCGCCGCCGCGUCGGGGGACGGCUCCGUGCGCCUCUUCGACGUCACGCUCCCGCCCGCGCAGAACCCCGUCCGCCUCUUCCGGGAGCACGCGCGGGAGGUCCACGGCAUCGACUGGAACCCCGUCCGCCGCGACGCCUUCCUCUCCGCCUCCUGGGACGACACCCUCAAGCUCUGGUCCCCCGACCGCCCCGCCUCCGUCCGCACCUUCCGCGGCCACGAGUACUGCGUAUACGCCGCCGCCUGGUCCGCGCGCCACCCGGACGUCUUCGCGUCCGCGUCCGGCGACCGCACGGCGCGCGUGUGGGACGUGCGCGACCCGGCGCCCACCCUCGUCAUCCCGGCUCACGACCACGAGGUGCUCUCCCUCGAUUGGGACAAGUACGACCCUUCCAUCCUAGCCACCGGCUCCGUUGACAAGUCCAUCCGCGUCUGGGACGUCCGCUCGCCGCGUGCGCCCCUCGCCCAGCUCGCCGGGCAUGGGUACGCCGUCAAGCGCGUCAAGUUCUCGCCGCACCGGCAGGGCAUGCUUAUGUCCUGCUCCUAUGACAUGACGGUCUGCAUGUGGGAUUACCGGAAAGAGGAUGCCCUGCUUGCCAGGUACGCCCACCACACCGAGUUUGUAGCCGGGAUAGACAUGAGCGUGCUCACCGAGGGGCUGCUCGCAAGCACUGGGUGGGAUGAGAUGGUUUAUGUCUGGCCAUUUGGGAGUGAUCCCAGAGCAAUGUAACACAACACAUUUUGGUACGUCAAUCUGUAUCAUGUCUGUCUAGUGUUACAAUUGGUUAUACUAAUACGUGGAAGUGAACACCUCGUGAGUUGAGGUUGGAAUAAUGAUAUCAUUGUUGGCUUCGCAAAUUGUGUAAGUUCUCUC
This is a messenger RNA of Lolium rigidum, 1221 nucleotides long. RefSeq names its product peroxisome biogenesis protein 7-like. NCBI's taxonomy places the organism in Eukaryota, Viridiplantae, Streptophyta, Magnoliopsida, Poales, Poaceae. Gene Ontology annotation, molecular function: protein binding. The transcript has a single exon. Gene Ontology annotation, cellular component: peroxisomal matrix; cytosol. Gene Ontology annotation, biological process: protein import into peroxisome matrix. Bases 115 to 1077 code for a protein of 320 amino acids. The record is from RefSeq and is a predicted model, not a curated record.